ACUUAUACUUCUUAAAAUAAAUUAUUAUUUAAGAAUUAUUAAUAAUUUGAAAAUAGUUAUUAUGUAGUAAUAUAGUAUGUACAUUAUGUUAACGAGCAAUAGUAUCAAUUAAGCAUAGUAAUUACCAUGGGAUUAAAUUCUAAAGUCUAUGUAAUUUAAGUUAAUAAAAAGGGAAAAAAAGGCAUUUAACAUUAGAAGGACGGAAUGUGAAAAAAACAGCCCUUUUAAAAGUUCUAAAAAAUACUCAAUUCUUAAUACUUAUCAUUGAUACUUAUCAUUAGAGUGAUUUACAUUCAUCUUACAAUGCAUACUAAAAUUAUUAAUGAGAAAAUUAUUUAUCGUUAAUUUUUUAAAAGUUUGAGCUUUUAAAGGGAACAAUUUGGUCUUCUCUGUCUUUCUUGUGUUAAAUAAUACCUUGACAUAUUUUAUUUAAAUAAUCCCGAGAAACUGAAGUGGUAAGCUGAUACUUAAUUAAAAACUUCACGUGCUCCUAAAAUAUGCAAGUUAGAAAUAACAGUCGACACGUUUCAAGCGCUCAAAAAUAGUCGCCCAUUUUCAAGACUAGAUGUGAAUAUUCACGUCUGGCAAUUCUUGAAAAUGAGUGCCUGUUUUUAGAGCUCAUGAAACAUGUUAUUUCCAAUUUGGAUAUUUGUGAAUCGAAUGAAUUUUUUUUUAUCAAGUAACUCUAUAGAUUUUUUCUUGUAAAUUAAAUUGAUGAAUGUAUUAUGAUAAAUGAUUUUAUUUAAUUCACUUCAAAUUAAUGACAAAUAUUUUUGCAUUAUGUUUAUCUAGGUAUUUGCGAUCCAUAUAUCAAGAGACUAGUACCCAAAACAUUCUAUAUGUGCUCAUAUUGUGACUUUUCAUCACCUAAAAAGUCUAAUCUUCAGAGACAUGAAUUGAUUCACUCUGGUUUACGUCCAUAUGUUUGUAAGGUUUGUGGUAUGGCUUUUAACAGGCAAGAUAGAUUGAGACAUCAUCAAAUUUUGUCUCAUUCAAGAAACGUGUUUAAUCUCAUAUUCAUGUGUAAUUCUGUUUCACCAGGCAAGAGAAGCUCUCCUAAAUCAACUAAAAUUUUCUCCUGUGAAUGGUGCGAUUAUUCUACAAUUAUAAGAUCUCAUUUAAAAAGGCACAUACUGAUACACACGGGGGAAAAACCUUUUCAAUGUUCAGUGUGUGGAAAGUGUUUUAAUCAAAAAUCCAUUCUUCAACGACAUUAUGUUGUGCAUAUGAGAGAAGUUGAGCAACUUCACUAUUAUUUUAUGGCAGGUUUGCGAGGUAUGAAUCUGGAAAAAAGACCGGUUGUUGGAAAAGGUUGUAAGAUUUACGUUUGUGAAUAUUGCAACUACAGCACUCUCAGAAUCGGGCAUUUCAAGCGCCACAUUCUAAUCCACACUGGAGAGCGACCGUUUUCCUGUGAUCUGUGCGGUAAAACCUUCACCCAGAAGUGUAAUCUCAAAGUUCAUAUGCUUGUGCAUAUAGCCAAAAAAUGACUGAGAGUAGGCUGUUGUGUUAUCAUGUUCCAAG
Molecule: messenger RNA, 1524 nt
Organism: Parasteatoda tepidariorum (common house spider)
Lineage: Eukaryota; Metazoa; Arthropoda; Arachnida; Araneae; Theridiidae
Source: RefSeq, a predicted model, not a curated record